AUGGGUAGCCUUCUUAGUUCGAUUCUGGCCACAAUUCUGAUGAAUAUGAUUGAAGUACGGCAAAACGAGGCAAUCCAGCGAAUGUCUUUCUACAAAUGGAACGUGAAUAUUGCACUUAACACCUACAAUCAGUCUGGUCAUAUGGCUGUAUUGCCUAAUGAACUCAGUGCAGUACACCGCAAAGUGAAACCCAUGUGUGAGAAUGCAAAAGCCGGCAUAUCUGGACCGUCCUGUUUGAACUGCAUUCAAGCGUCGGAACGUUUUGGUUUCGUCUACGAUGUGAUUGCUGCCGACAAAGUGUGA
Echinostoma caproni is the source of this 303-nucleotide messenger RNA. The record is from the annotation of a GenBank genome assembly. Lineage: Eukaryota; Metazoa; Platyhelminthes; Trematoda; Plagiorchiida; Echinostomatidae.